CCCAUCGCGUGCCGCGUGGCGUGGCACGCGUCCGGGACCUUCGACGCCAGGGACGGGUCGGGCGGGUCGGACGGCGGCACGAUGAGGUUCGAGCCCGAACGGUCCGACCCCGCGAACGCGGGCCUCGGCAUCGUCCGCGACAUGCUCCACGAGGUGCACAAGAAGUACCCGGACGUAUCGCAGGCGGACAUCUUCACCCUGGCCGGCGCGCUGUCCAUCGAAUUCGCGGGCGGGCCCCACGUCCCGCACGCGUUCGGCCGGACCGACGAUCGCGACGGCGCCAGGUGCCCCGCGCACGGUCGCUUACCCGACGCCGCGCAGGGCGCUACCCACCUGAGAGACGUCUUCCACCGCAUGGGCAUGUCCGACAGGGACAUCGUCGCGCUCUCCGGCGCGCACACGCUCGGGCGAUGCCACUUCGUUCGCUCCGGGUACGACGGCAAGUGGACCCGAUCGCCGCUGCGGUUCGACAACGAGUACUUCCGGAACCUCAUACAUUACACCUGGAAACCCCGCGAAUGGGACGGCAAGCUCCAGUACACCGACGUGGAGACAAACGAGCUCAUGAUGCUGCCGACGGACAUCGCGCUCAAGACGGACCCGGGCUUCAGGCCCUUCGCCGAACUCUACGCCAAGGAUCAGGAGGCGUUUUUCCGCGACUUUUCCGCGGCGUACUCGCGCCUUCUGGCGCUGGGA
Messenger RNA from Micromonas commoda, 696 nucleotides. RefSeq lists its product with no specific name. Gene Ontology annotation, molecular function: peroxidase activity; heme binding. NCBI's taxonomy places the organism in Eukaryota, Viridiplantae, Chlorophyta, Mamiellophyceae, Mamiellales, Mamiellaceae. The transcript has a single exon. The annotation marks the transcript as partial. The record is from RefSeq and is a predicted model, not a curated record. Gene Ontology annotation, biological process: response to reactive oxygen species; cellular response to oxidative stress; hydrogen peroxide catabolic process.